AUGGAAUUUUCAUGUUACGAUUGUCAACAAGUCUUUCCGAUCAAUCAAUUGUCUGUUUGCAAGAGAAAUAAGGAUGAGAAGAGAAUGGAAAAAUUACUCAAGUUGCUUGUUUGCGAGAAAUGUGCGGAGAAACACGAAGAAAUCUGUGAGGAAAGCAUUCAUCCAAAGAAUGCACGAAGACUCAUUGUGAAUGCGACGAGCAAUUCAAUAGAUGAUUUUUUUGGAAACAUUUAUCAA
Molecule: messenger RNA, 237 nt
Organism: Mesorhabditis belari
Lineage: Eukaryota; Metazoa; Nematoda; Chromadorea; Rhabditida; Rhabditidae
Source: the annotation of a GenBank genome assembly